Messenger RNA from Iphiclides podalirius (scarce swallowtail), 1824 nucleotides. Lineage: Eukaryota; Metazoa; Arthropoda; Insecta; Lepidoptera; Papilionidae. The record is from the annotation of a GenBank genome assembly.
AUGCCAUUAUUUUGGUUAAGUUUUGGAUGCCGGCAUCAGAGUACCGCGAGGGAUUUUCAUCACAGAGACAAUGCACUGUCCGGUACCGUGUUCAGACUGGCGGUCUGCGUCCCACGGCCGUGUACGAUUAAGGAGGCUGUAAGUGCGUUACUUUUUAACGUCAGCUCAAUCGGGUUCCAGUACGGUGAGGAGUUCUGUCGUCUACCCAACGACAAACCGUGGGUGUUAGCCGAUUCCGUUGCAGUAUUAUUUUUAUCGAUGAUUGCCAUUUUGACUUUACUGAGCACCUCAUACGAGCUGUUUUACAUUUUCGUCUUGAAGCGUGAUGCAAACGGCGCGAACAUCCACUUUAGGGCAUUCUCUGUUUACACCAACACGCAACGUUUGAUCAGCUUCCCGCAAAAUGCGGAUACACUGGAAUGCCUUGAUGGAAUAAGAACCAUUACGACGGCGUGGGUCAUCUUCAGUCACGUCUUCUCGUCUCUUUCGUUCUUGCAAAACCCCUAUGAAGAAUGGGCGUGGAUGCUAUCGGCUGGUGGUCUUUGGAUCACGGCUGCACCGGUUACUGUGGACACGUUCUUCGUUAUGACCGGCAUCCUUUUGGUUUACACGACCGCCAAGAAAAUGGACGGCAUGACACUAGUGAGGAGACUCCAUCUGUUCUACUUGAACAGGAUGUUGCGUAUGCUCCCAUUGCUCGCUACGGCCGUGAUUUUGGACGCAUCGCUGUUCCACAAGAUAGCGGAUGGGCCGUACUGGACUCCGGUGGCCACAAACGCCGAGAGGUGCAGGAUUUUCUGGUGGACGACGCUGCUCCACUUGCAGAACUAUCUCAACCCCAGGAAGAUGUGCGUCCCUCAUUCGUGGUACGUUGCACUGGACAUACAACUGCACAUUCUAUCGCCCGUGCUACUCUUCUGGCUGCUGAAUGGCAGACAGCAAACGGCCUGGUCGGCGGUAGUGGCAACACUGGCCGUCGCGAUGGGCGCCUCGGCCAUUUAUAAUUGCGCCUUGGAGUUGCCAUCCCACACUUUUUCACCAUCACGUGAUAGCCAGCUGUUCGACUACAUGACGAAGUAUUACUUCCACGUGAUGUCGCGAAUCACCCCGUUCCUGGUUGGCAUGGCAUUUGGCUACUUGCUGCAUCUAUGGCGCAGGAGGAUAGUAAUAAUGAAUAAAAUCGUAGCCGUUUGCCUGUGGGCACUCACCUUCCUGGUGAUGGGCUUCACGCUGUACAUGCUCUACCGCGUGAAGCAGCUGAACUGGAAUAACCAAGCAGUGGACACUGCCUUGAACAUUCUGAUGCGGCCGGCGUGGGCAGCCGCCGUUGGCUGGAUGGUCCUCGCCUGCGUGCAUGGAUACGGAGGUGAGAAGAAGACGAGAGAUAGAGAGAAAGACAUGAAGAAAGGAAGAGAAAGAAAGUGCAGAAUGAGCGUGGAAGCUGAUGAGUUAGAUAGAGGAAAGCAUAUAAAUGAAAUGAUAUUAGAUUUUUCCACAGGUCCCAUCGACUGGUUCCUGUCCUUACCCAUGUGGCGACUGCCAGGGCGGAUCAGCUACGGAAUGUACUUGUUCCACUACCCCAUAAUGUUCGUAGUCAACGGCACCGCCGUAUCGUCGCCGUAUUUCUCCAUUCCGAACUAUCUGUUCCAAUGCCUGGCGCAUAUGGCGAUUUCUUUUGUAGCCUCAUUCGUUCUAACCGUGACAAUAGACGCGCCGUUUACUAUUAUCUUCAGGCGUCUUCUAGACAGAGGUAUGACACAAACAAAAUGGAAGCGAGUGGAGCAGUUAGAGGCACACGAAUUAGCGCCAAGGACAAAUUUCCAU